Laetiporus sulphureus 93-53 is the source of this 1360-nucleotide messenger RNA. RefSeq lists its product as uncharacterized. Lineage: Eukaryota; Fungi; Basidiomycota; Agaricomycetes; Polyporales; Laetiporaceae. Gene Ontology annotation, cellular component: mitochondrial matrix. Gene Ontology annotation, biological process: DNA damage response; fatty acid metabolic process. The transcript is spliced from 3 exons. The record is from RefSeq and is a predicted model, not a curated record. Bases 37 to 1044 code for a protein of 335 amino acids.
AGCCGUGCCUUCGCAAACAAGCAAAGCAAGGCAGAGAUGGAGGACGUUGAGCCGGGGACCGUUCAGCCCAAGAUGGUUCUCCGAAUAGUUACGGACAGCGAGGCCCUUCAUCAGAUGCAAACUGUCGUCAACGAGCCCAAAGAUGCAAUCAAAGGGUCCGCUUCUGGCUCUGACGCAGACUCCCUCUUUGAUGACACGUCGCCGGCCGCUGCUCAUGCUGUCCGGAAUCCAACUCAUGAUGUUCGCGACCGGCAUGGCAUUCCUUCAUAUGCUAAGGCUUCUACGACUAAUACGCCUAUUUCAUCAAUCGCAGCGACUAUGUCACCUGCGCGACGUACUGGACCACCCAUUCAAGGCCUCUAUUUCGAUCCGACCCUCCGUCUACCAGACGGGCUUGCGGAGGAAGUUAUGUGGACCUGCAUACGUACCUAUUUCCAACGCAGCACCGCAGACCAGGUGAUGCUUUUCGAGCGUGCUUGUUCCUCGUCCAGCAGCGGCCUACCUCCCAUCCUCACCUCUCUCCUCGCAUCGCUAUCCGAGCUCCUCCUCCCGGUACUCUCGCCAGAGAAGCACGCCCUGCUUUUCCCACCAGCGCCAACACUAUUCGCGCGCCAGGCCAUACUGAACUUGUACUGGCCUGGAGACGGCAUCACUGCCCAUGUCGAUCUACUGGACCGUUAUGGCGAUGGCAUAAUUUGCGUGAGCUUAGGCUCGGGCUGUGUGAUGCAGUUCGCGAAGGUCAAAGAUGGUUUCCGAGGCGACGAGCCUGCGUCUCAGAGGUUACUUGAUGAUGAUGCCCAGGAGAGCGAUGCCUGCGGCGUGUAUCUCCCACCCGGCAGUGUCAUCGUCUUCUCGGAAGAGGCGCGGUACGAAUGGACCCAUGGGAUACCCAGACGCAUGGAAGAUCUGGUCGAGUCCGAGGAUAUGCAUGCGCCUCCAAGGAGGAUUUCUAGAGAGCUCAGGCUCAGCGUUACUUUUCGCUGGUUGUUGCCAGGCGCAGAUGUGGUUGGUGGGCCUGAGCAUCGUGAAAAGCCCUUAGUCUAAUGACAUGGAUCCCCGACUCUGGUCGCUAAUUCGUCACAUUGUUCGGGUAUACGAGAGUAUAAGAUUCUAUCCGUUUUCCGAAUAAGUCCCAAUAUAUACAGUCUCACAAUCAACAGACCACCCAUCAAGAAAUUUUUGUACGCCGUUAUCUCAGUCAUCCCUUUGCGCGACGCCGACUCGUUUGUUGCCUUGAUCGACUACGAUGUAUAGCGACUUUAAAAACACGUCACCGAAGAUGUCGUAUCUGAGGUCUCCACGACUCUGAAUGCCGCCGAACGUAUAUCCUUGGCCGGCAUCACUAUAUCCAAAGUCCACU